ACGCAACCUCAUAAGGCAGCGCGCCCUUACCCGUGGGGAGAGUUUCCGCCAUUUUUGAAAAUCGGGAAGGUCCGGGGCAAAGUGUAGUUGGUGCUGCGAUGGCAGCCUUUGCUGUGGAACCCCAGGCGCCCACGUUGGGAUCUGAACCAAUGAUGCUAGGUUCACCAACAUCUCCAAAGCCAGGGGUUAAUGCCCAGUUCUUACCUGGAUUUUUAAUGGGGGAUUUGCCAGCUCCAGUAACUCCACAACCUCGAUCAAUCAGUGGCCCUUCAGUAGGAAUAAUGGAAAUGAGAUCACCUUUACUUGCAGGUGGGUCACCACCACAACCAGUUGUACCAGCUCAUAAAGAUAAAAGUGGAGCUCCACCAGUUAGAAGUAUCUACGAUGAUAUUUCUAGCCCAGGACUUGGAUCAACACCUUUAACUUCAAGAAGACAGCCAAACAUUUCAGUAAUGCAGAGUCCUCUUGUUGGAGUUAUGACAACUACUCCUACUCCUGGAACAGGGCAAAGUAUGUUUAGUCCAGCAAACAUUGGUCAACCACGAAAGACAACAUUAUCUCCUGCACAGUUGGAUCCUUUUUAUACUCAAGGAGAUUCUCUGACUUCUGAAGAUCAUCUCGAUGACACUUGGGUGACUGUGUUCGGGUUUCCUCAAGCAUCUGCUUCCUAUAUAUUAUUACAAUUUGCACAGUAUGGGAAUAUCUUAAAACAUGUGAUGUCUAACACAGGAAAUUGGAUGCAUAUUCAUUAUCAAUCUAAACUGCAGGCCCGGAAAGCCUUAAGCAAAGAUGGGAGGAUUUUUGGAGAGUCUAUCAUGAUUGGUGUAAAACCAUGUAUAGAUAAAAGUGUUAUGGAAAACAAUGACAGGUGUGCUUUAUCAUCUCCAUCUCUAGCCUUUACACCACCAAUCAAAACCUUAGGUACACCAACCCAACCUGGAAGUACUCCUAGGAUUUCUACCAUGAGACCUCUUGCUACAGCAUACAAAGCUUCUACUAGUGACUAUCAGGUUAUUUCUGACAGACAAACGCCAAAAAAAGAUGAAAGUCUUGUAUCCAAAGCAAUGGAGUACAUGUUCGGCUGGUAGUAUAGUAAGAGCUAAGAACUCACCUACCAUGGAGGAGGCUGCUACACUAAAACAGAGUUAGCAGAGUACUGCCACCUUUCCUUUGGUUAGUUGUAUAACCACUCAUGGCAGUACUGGAUAGCUAUCUCAUACUUUCUUUAGAAGCCUUUUUCUUUAAGGAUACAGCAUAUUUGUAGCUCGCACUUUAAAAGAUGCUUGAGAUAAGUUUUAAAGAAACAAAAAAUCCCUGUAAAUAGGAUUUUGUGCUUUCUGUGAUAGUGCAUGCUUAAGCGCAAAAACUCAGCAUUGAUUACCGUAAAUUAUCUAAUUGAAUUUGUGGUGAAGAUUUGUAGUCUUCAUGAGUUGGUGGGGUGAAUUUCAUGAAGGGUAACUUGUACAGCUCCUUAUGACAAGACACAAAGAUUAUAAUUAACAAUUUGAAUUAUGGUCUUUUAAUUUAGAUAGUAUUUAAUAUUUUAAUUAUCCUUGUUUAUAUAUGUCUUGUCGUGGAUUGUCAUCCUUCAGUAUUCUAAAACCAAAACAGUCUUUUUAAAAACCUACUAAAGUUUCUUGAUAAUAAACUUUGUCAAUUAUAUAUGUUGAACCUUUUUUGUAAGUGAUUUAUUUUAUUAACUAUUUAAAAAAAUUGAAGUGUUUGCUGAAAUAGAGGAAAUACGUCAUGAAUCUCC
Odobenus rosmarus divergens (Pacific walrus) is the source of this 1756-nucleotide messenger RNA. RefSeq names its product nucleoporin 35kDa (gene NUP35). Gene Ontology annotation, cellular component: nuclear pore central transport channel; nuclear pore nuclear basket; nuclear membrane. The record is from RefSeq and is a predicted model, not a curated record. Lineage: Eukaryota; Metazoa; Chordata; Mammalia; Carnivora; Odobenidae. Gene Ontology annotation, molecular function: structural constituent of nuclear pore; phospholipid binding; single-stranded DNA binding. The transcript is spliced from 9 exons. Gene Ontology annotation, biological process: NLS-bearing protein import into nucleus; nuclear pore organization; regulation of DNA-templated transcription. The coding region runs from base 99 to 1088 and encodes 329 amino acids.